Messenger RNA from Diaporthe amygdali, 2577 nucleotides. RefSeq lists its product as uncharacterized. NCBI's taxonomy places the organism in Eukaryota, Fungi, Ascomycota, Sordariomycetes, Diaporthales, Diaporthaceae. The record is from RefSeq and is a predicted model, not a curated record. Bases 1 to 2577 code for a protein of 858 amino acids. The transcript has a single exon.
AUGGCGACCUCACCAGACAGCAACAGGCAUAGCGCCCCAAGCUUUCGGCUUCAGUACUCCCAGAAAAAAGGUCAGACACGAGUUGAGAGCAGGAGGAAAAUUUGCACGGCACUGCUGAAUGAUGGCAAGGACUGCCGUACUGAGGUGGAUCAGCCGCACUAUCGAUUCUGCCACCAACAUCAACGGGAGCAGAAAAAGUUGUAUAAUCUGUACAAGGUACGAGAGAGAGAUUUUAAAGCUAUCAGUUUCACUGUAGACGAGGAUGGAAAUAGCAAGCUGGAGGAGAAGAUCCGCGUCGGCGAGGAAGUGGUUGGGCUGAGAGACGCCGUGAACCGUCGAUUCUAUAGUCUGAAUGCCGACAACCGAGGGCACUUCCAGUGGAUGCUCAAACUUCGCAGCGAAAUUGACCAUCUCAAGAAAAUAUCCCAGGAUUUACAGCAGCCUUCAGACCCGCCAACAGAAGGCCCUACACCAUCGGAGUCACCAGAGGGGCCAAAGAAAAAAGGCGACGUGCGAGUGUGCAGAUCGCUAAUCUCCCCUGAAGUACCAAUGUCAGCGUUGGAUCACCUUCCGAGGGACUCGCCGGCUGUGGUCAUCAAAAGUUCCCUGAAUAUGGCGGUGGAUGGCCUCGUGGACAAACUCUACGGAAUCUCGCCAUCUCUGGAUGACUCAAGGACAUCCGUCCCUGGUUCUGACACUGUGGAGGAGCAGAGCCCCAGCACGGAUGACUUGGUCAUUAGAUACAUUUUGAGGGAGUUCCUAGUCUGGAAAGCAGAUACAGAAACAUUAGCCAGAGCGAGCCGUACCAGCACCAUCGACCAAUUCCUUCGGCAUAGUAUCCCUGAGGAGCUCGAGGGCUACAUUAAAUUUUUCCAAGCACUUGGACGUCAGGAUACCUUACAUUUCCUUCGCGAUGCCGUCUACGACUACCUACUACCCAUCGAAGGUCCAUCCACUAUGAUGAUUCUUGGCGCGUCCGUCUCUACGGAUAAUACCGGACGUAGGAUGACGGUUGAGGCUUGGGAUAUCGUACACUGUUACUUCUGGAAUCUAGUGGAGUGGUGGAAUGUGGAGCAACUUUGCUUCUCGUUCGAGGAUUUAGUACUGGUAAAGCGCCUGGUUGCACUACGUCGUUACGGUGACUCCGAGGACACGGAAGCGAAUUGGUACCGCCCAGAAGACGAUUUUUCACAGGAGAAUGAAAUAGCGGUUCUCCAAGGAUUUGUGGCUCUAUUGAAAGGUUUUCAAGAUCCUAUAUGCCAGCAGUUCUCCAGUAGACCUGGUGAAAUAACAGAGGUAGAGUCGCGAUGCUACCUCGUUGGAAGAAUGGGAAAGUCGGAUCCAUCGGCUCUGCCGCUUAUCAAGGAAUUGUCGGUUCGCAUUGCCCGGUUCAUUGUCAUAGCGACCGACUUCGAAUCCACCGGGUGCUGGCUUCCAUUUCAUAAUAAGCAGGACGACAAAGAGCUCCCUUUCAUCAGAAGAACUCGAUCGGCCAAGAAUAAGGACGCUCUACCAGAUGCUCCGUGGGUGACAGAGUGGUCUGUGAAGAGUAUUCUUGACGACGUCAGGUUCAUUAGAGAAAGGAGAGAAAGGGAGGGAUUUGAAAACUUUCAUCUCAUCAUCAUCAUCGAUCGAGAGCCUGGGAAACAGUUUACCAUCUUGCAAGAGACAGCAGAAACCCUCAGAGAAGUGGCUGGUGACCAUAGCACUCGAGACAUUUUUGAUCGGGCGAUAACCGAGUCAAUACCUGCAUCCGAGCAAGAAACUUGGAUAGAAGCAUUCCUUUCUCCCCACUCUUCCGCAGUAUUCGACCCUGCGGAUGUCAGUCCACAUUACGAGGGACAUCGAGUGCGUCAGUGGGACAUCGUCGACAAGUUUCCCGAUUUCGCCCACAGCCAUGCCGAAGUUCCGAAAACUUACUCAGAUAUCCGCUUCAUACGGAAGAUCCUUUCCGAGAUGGAGUCGCAAAAGGUCAUCACAUUACUGGAAACUUUCGAGACCCCUCAAUCCACACCAUUGCUAUACCAUGGCAUAGACGGACAGCAGGAUCUUUUCUUUCCGUAUCAGCCAGGAACUCCCUUGGAUGAAAAUUCCAUCCAGAAAAAGCCUUUUAUGUCUGCUGAGGUUAAUAUUCCCCCGGGUAGCCUUUACGAUUUCGCCCAGUCAUACCGGGCUACGCAUUCUGACGCUGUUUUUGCAAAGGGUAAAAUUCACAUCCACUACUGCGCGUGGCCUUUGAAGAUGGCGCGCAAGAACCCGGCGAAUUUCAAGACCGCGCAAGGCCACAUCUAUCGUUGGAACGCUUUCCCAUUCGACGAAUGCCAUUCUACUCGAGAGUGGCAGUGGUUUCUGCAUAUGGCUUUCAACGAGAAACUGUCUUUUGUUCGUUGCUUGCAUACUACCUUUGUUGUCUGCGCUGAGUCUCGGGACAAGGCCGAAGAGAACAUGCGGGUUCUGGCACAGGAGGCUGAGAAGAAUAAACUGAAGCUGUCGGUAAAGCCGGUGUCUCUAUGGGUGGGGGAUGUUGACUUGCUUGGUCUGAAAAAAACAUGGAAAGGCGUGCCUCCAGAUGCGUGA